AUGCUCAACAGUGACAUAGCAGCCGAAUCUCUGGUCAACUUUGCACUGAAUAUCUGUGUUCAUACAGGCACUCGUGUCACAAAUAACGAGCAGGCUUAUUUGAGAGUUUCUCUCAAAAAGAAGAAGAAAUGCGUGUGUACAAACAGAUACCUGAACCAAAACAAGCAAAUUCUAAAUAUUGCACACGGGUGCAUUGUCACACACACGCACACACACAAUAAAAAAGAGUCGAAUCUUUAUUGCACACCACCCAAUCUCCCACCUGUCUCACUACCCCAAUUACCAUUCCGUCCGUUACCUAAACAACGGAGACAUUGUAGUGAUGCCUGUAUUAAUAUUUUCUUCAAUUUUCACUUCCCAGGUUCAGCAGCCGCUGCAGCCAUCAACACUUCCGUCAGCGCAUUCAGUAGCUGCCACCCGUCUUUGUCAUCACUCACAUCUGUAGCAUGCAGCAAGUCCUCAUGUACUUUGGGCAACCAGGGUAUCACAUGUGCUGGAUGCAACCCUCGAGGGGCCACUCUCUACGAGAGCCAUCUACAAGGAAUUGUCAGACACCCUUAUUUUUCAGCAACGCCUUUACUCCCUAUACCGAAUACGUUUUCGUUUUUGAACAACAUCCGAGGAAAACCUCGCCGCGGAAUGCUACGAAGAGCUGUGUUCUCUGACCUUCAACGUAAAGGGUUGGAGAAAAUGUUUCAAAAACAAAAAUAUAUUAGCAAACCAGACCGCAAAAAGUUGGCAGCCAAACUGGGGCUGAAAGAUUCACAGGUAAAAAUAUGGUUCCAAAACAGAAGAAUGAAAUGGCGAAAUUCGAAAGAAAGAGAACUUUUAUCUUCGGGUGGCACCAGAGAAUCUACAUUACCAAACAAAAAUAAUCCAAAUCCGGAUUUGAGUGAUGUUGGUAAAGGUGACGAAUCAGAUGACAUAGAGGGGUCGCCAAAAAACGAUAACUCUAAAGACCUAGAUUCCAUUUCCAGAGAAUUAAGUCCUUCGGCACAUAGUCCAACGUCUUCCUUCCAAGAAGAACAUAAUUUGGACAUAAAUAUCUCCGAAAGCGACAGCGAAGAUGAAGAAAUCAAUGUAUCGUAAAAAGGACGUGAACACGGCAGACGAUCGGGAUACGAAAAGAGAGGGAAAAUAAUGACGACAACUGAAAUCUGACAGUUUGCAAGUCAUUCAAUUGGUUUAUGAUUUCAUCCUUUUAUAUCGAUCCAAUUUUUUUCUGGACAUAUCAAGGAAAACAUCAAUUGAAAAAGAAACAUCUAUGACAUUUCUUUGAUUCUAAAGAAAAAAAAAAACAAGAAAUUCUGUCAAAGACAUUAUUUUUAUUUAUUUCAUUUCUAAUUAAUAGUUAUUUAUUAUAAGUUUUCGACGAGAUCAGAAGUCGAGUGUAAUAUUUUGAACGAAAGACAGAGAGAGAGAGAAAAAAUUAAACAGUUUAUUUAUUUAUUUAUCUAUAUAUUAAUUUAUUUGUUUGUUUAUUUUCUGUUAAUGAUUUAACUUGAAAAAGGAGGACAAAAAAUAGUGAUCUGGUUGAUGAUGCCGUUGAAUAUGAACAGAAAGAGAUAUUUUAAUAGAUAUACUUUAUUUAUUUUAUGUGAAGAAUCGAACUUAAAAUAUAUUCAUCUGUCAAAAUUCUUUGCACACAAUUUUAGAAGUGGGAAGAUAAAUAAUAAGCGUACAAAAAUAUCUUGCUUACGGCAACAUCCUUCUGGAUUUGAAGACAUUGUUAUAAUUAAAAAGGAUUGCCAAUUUAAAAGGAAGCUAAUUAUUAAUUCCACUUUGAAUUAAUUGCCUUCUUUAUUUUCUGUUCUUCGAAUUCAGUCUCAAUUUUAAAACUGACAUUGUAUUAAACCAGUUGAAAUAACGCAUAAAAUGUCCUUGAAAGCACUUCGUAUUAUGAACAUUUAUAAACGUUAUAUUUCAACAAUUUUAGGAUACUAUGGAAAUCCAUCUCCAUGACGUGCAAGCAAGACAACUAUAUAUAUAUAUAUAUAUAUACAUAUAUACAUAUAUAACCAUAAUAAAAUUUGGAUUUUCUUUCCUUCUUUUGACAUUUUUUAUAAGUUGCAAUGACCAAAAUGAUGAAAAAAGUCCUUUAAUUUAUUAAUUCUCAGAACAAUAAUGUGAUAUCUCACAAUGCAAAGAACGAAAUAUGAAGAGUGGUUCAGAACCUGAUAAUAUGAAUAUAUCCUCCAAGGAUUAAUAAUAAUGAUUAAAAAAAAAAGAAGAAAUGGCUCUGCUUCCAUCACACAUGAACUCUGUAGAGAUUCGAUACAAAACUCUAAUACAUUCUUU
Molecule: messenger RNA, 2298 nt
Organism: Octopus sinensis (East Asian common octopus)
Lineage: Eukaryota; Metazoa; Mollusca; Cephalopoda; Octopoda; Octopodidae
Product: homeobox protein DBX1-B-like
Exons: 4
Coding region: 1-1089 (362 amino acids)
Biological process (GO): regulation of transcription by RNA polymerase II
Molecular function (GO): DNA-binding transcription factor activity, RNA polymerase II-specific; DNA binding
Source: RefSeq, a predicted model, not a curated record